GCAUCAGUCGUGCUAAUUUUCCUGAUUUUGUUCACUUUGUUUUCUGUGCUAAUCUUUCAUUUCCAUUCGAAGGAGUAACAUCGUUAAUCGAAGCAGAAACAAAGUCGCUGCAAAAGGCAUUUUUGAAUAUGUCCGACAAGGCGCAGUACGUCCUACCCAACACCCAACCGAUCGUCGAGCUUGAAUGUGCCACCGCUUUCAACAAUCUCACGGAGAAAGAGAAGCAAUAUGCCCACUUCUUCAGCAAGGCAUCAUGGACUGGCGGAUUGGUUGCAUUGGUUCAAUCAAGUCCCGAAUCGCCCCUCAUUUUUUCCCUGUUGCACCGGAUCUUCCUAGCUGAGUCAGUGGAGACAUUGAAAGAAUCUGCCGUUUCUGCUGGCGUGGCAGAAGAUGAGUUUACGGCAUUCUUGGUAUACACCUGCGGGUUCCUGGCGAACGCCGGUAACUACAAAGGAAUGGGUGACAGUAAAAUCGUCCCGAACCUCGAUGAAGAUAAGUUCGAGUUGAUCGUCAAGCACUCCGCUGCUUAUAAGGCAAACAACGAGUUGGUUGGUUCGCUGUGGGAACGGACAAAGGUUCCCAUCUUCCUGCUUACGGAGCGUACGAAAACGCUCGGGCUUUGUGACGCCGGCGUAACGACAUAUUUUUCAAGCAAUGUAACGCGUGAAGAUACGGAGCUCAUUAGCGAAUGGAUGAAGGAGCAAAAGUUCGAGGCGUACAUUUGCCGUACGUUCAAAACGGAAGAGAAUGGCAAGACGGUUUACGACAUCAAGCUGGCUUCGAGCGAGGAAGGUGACAAGAAGGGCUUGACGCGUGAACCGGAAGAGUAUAAGGGAUGCAUUUUUAAAAUCACACGGGGGGACUACAAGGAACUGAUGCAACUGGUUGCUGAUGCGCUGGAGGAAGCCAAAAAGCACUGCGCCAACGAGAACCAAGAGCACAUGAUCGAGGCAUACGUUGAAAGCUUCCGCCAGGGCAGUCUAGAUGCGCACAAAACAGGAUCGCGAUACUGGAUCAAGGAUAAGGGACCGGUUAUUGAGACGUACAUUGGAUUCAUCGAAACGUACCGAGAUCCCGUUGGGCAGCGUGGAGAAUUCGAAGGUUUUGUAGCUAUGGUAAACAAGGAGAUGUCGGCCAAGUUUGGGACGCUUGUGACGAACGCGGAAAGUUUCAUCAAACUGCUACCGUGGGGUGAGGAUUACGAGAAAGAUUCUUACCUCAAGCCGGACUUUACGUCCCUAGAUAUACUUACGUUUGCCGGAUCGGGCGUACCAUGUGGUAUCAACAUUCCCAACUAUGAUGAGAUUCGUCAGGAUGAAGGCUUUAAAAAUGUAUCCCUCGGCAAUGUGCUUGCAAAUACGAACAAAACCGAUGCGAUUCCCUUCCUAACGGAAGAGGAUCAAGCCUUGAUGAAGAAGUACAAGGCGGCAGCGUUCGAGGUUCAGGUCGGUCUUCACGAGCUGCUCGGUCAUGGAAGCGGAAAACUGUUGCGCAUCAACGAGGCGGGCGAGUACAAUUUUGAUUUGAAAAAGCUGACGAAUCCGCUAACCGGCGAACCAGUUGACUGUUGGUACGAACCGGGAGAAACAUAUGAUUCGAAGUUCAAAUCGCUCGGUUCCUCGUACGAAGAGUGCCGUGCCGAAGCGGUCGGACUGUAUCUCUGCCUGAAUCGUGACGUACUGAAGAUCUUCGGCCAUACGGAUGAACAGGAGAUUGAGAACAUUAUCUACGUCAACUGGUUGCUACUUGUUUGGGGUGGCGUUGGAGUGGCGAUGGAACUGUACAAUCCGGCCCAGAAAGCUUGGCUACAGGCCCACUAUCAGGCCCGUUUUGUCAUCAUGAAGGUAUUGCUAGAAGCCGGCGAGGGUUUGGUCAACGUGCAGGAGACUGAGGAAGGCAAGAAUCUGUUGCUCAAGUUCGACCGCAGCAAGAUCGAAACUGUCGGAAAGGAGGCCAUCCGCAAGUUUCUGCUGAAGCUGCAGUUCUACAAAUCGACCGGAAAUAUAAAGGCGGCCACCGAUAUGUACAACCACUACUCGGAAGUGUCGGAAGGUGGUUCGCACCCGUGGGCCAAGUGGAGGGACAUUGUGCUGCUCCAUAAGAAACCACGAUUGAUCUUCCUACAGGCGAACACGGAAGUGGAAUCGGAUUCAGGCAACGUUAAGUUGAAAACAUACGAAGCCAACUUCUCCGGAUACAUUCAGUCGUGGGUCGAACGCUUCACGGACGUGAAAGUCGACGAGGUGCUGGAGCGUAUCUACGAAGCGGAUAAGCAUUACUAUGAAGGUUUAUACUAAUAUUUUACCACCGACCCGGAGUCGAGAAUACACUUCCAACGGAGGAUUCGUGGAAUAUCAAUAAAAUAAUACCAUGUUGCUUUGGAACAAAAUAUA
This is a messenger RNA of Anopheles coustani, 2393 nucleotides long. It is a transcript of the gene DppIII, whose product is annotated as dipeptidyl peptidase 3. NCBI's taxonomy places the organism in Eukaryota, Metazoa, Arthropoda, Insecta, Diptera, Culicidae. The transcript is spliced from 4 exons. The coding region runs from base 129 to 2297 and encodes 722 amino acids. Gene Ontology annotation, cellular component: cytoplasm. Gene Ontology annotation, biological process: proteolysis. The record is from RefSeq and is a predicted model, not a curated record. Gene Ontology annotation, molecular function: metalloexopeptidase activity; dipeptidyl-peptidase activity.